UCAUGAUGCGUCAAUCAAAUCCUACGUGCGAACCCCUCAAUAAUCGCAUAUGCCCAGAAAACUACGCCAGAGCUUAAGCUAGCCUGCUUAAAAUUCAACGAGACAGUUGCAGCAACAUGCCAACACAAGAAAAGGUGCCAACAACAGGUGUUGAAAACACAAAAAAAACGAAAGACGGGUUUCGGGAAAAGCUGCCAAGAAAAAGGCUGAUGCAGAGUGACCCAAGACCAGAGUGAACAUCAGUGAUGCGUUCCAACGGUGGCGACACCUGAAAGCCCAGAAAGGGCUGCAAAGUGACACCAUGGUCUUUGGAAUCUUUUCAGAGUAUCUGUUGUUUUUUGGCAUCACAUUAGUGUUACCUAAAAAGUACCAAACGUUACCGAUGCCACGCAGUGCUCGUGGAUUCGUGUGGAGCCAAAGCUCAUCGUGAACAAGCAUUGCGUGUGAAGGUCCAACUCUAGUGUUCACGGUUCGCCACUGGUUUUCACACAUUCCCUGUAAUUCUCACAAUAUGCCUGGGUGUCAUUUUUCAUCCUACGAGUAUGCAGUCAGUGUUUCCCAGAGCUUUAUUCUCUCUGAGAUCUCAUGUUGCGCAUGAAACCAUGAUGAUGAGGUCUGGCUGCCUGUGCGUCGAGAUAAAACAUGUAAUGGUGGUUUUGAUGACCCAACAAUGCAGCAGGAUUUCUCUCAGUGCUGUCUCUGCCGACACUGGUCAGUCUGACUGUGACAGUUGUCGCUGCGUUACAGUUGAAGAUAAACACACACGAAGAUGUCUGCACAGAAUUCUAUCGGUAGGCUAGAGAACUACACUGGUGAAAGUCUUUUUGUUCCUAGUUAAAUGUGGGCUGUAAUGGAAUAAGAAGCUAUAGUGUGAUAUAACUUCAUUCAAUAUCAAAUAACAAAGGCUCAAUUAUAUAUUGAUUUAAUGUUUAUGUGCUGUGCAAACACACCUUGAGUCACAGCACAUAAUAGCUUUCAUUGUUCUGCCUCAAAAUUGUUCAACCCAUUAACCCAUGGUAACAUUUUAUUAUGAUAACCCAGCCCUAUUCCAAGUUAAUGUAAUUAAUCAACUGGCAACCCAAAUAUCUAAUUGUUUUCUAUGACAGUAUUUCUCAAUCCUGGUCCUCGGCACACCUGAUUCAAGUGAUCAGCUCGUCACCAAGCACUGCAGAAGCCUGAUAACGAGCCAUUUAUUUGAAUCAGGUGUGUUGGAGCAGGACCAGGGUUGAAAAACACCAUCCAUAAGAAAAACAACUGCGUUUUUUUAACCCCCUUUCUUCUAACAAAUGAGACAACUUCUCAGAUAGUAAGGUUAUAUACCUUAGACAUGAGCAGUCUUAAGAGAACUUUGACCACUUUGGGAAAAUGAGUGUGUAAAUGAAAAACGGCAAAGAGGCAAACAUUGGUGCAUGCACUCAUUGUUAAAUGUUAAAUACAUGCGAGUGUUAAGGCCUUCCGCUCUUUGUCAGUUGAACUUCUCUCCCGCUUCCUGUGUUUUUGUUUUUUUCUCCAGUGGAAUAUUCUGUAAGUGUUGCUGCGUGUCUGUGUGUGUGUGUGUGUGUGUGUGCUGACCUUACAGUAUCAUUUUACAUGACGAGCUGGUGAGGAAUUAAGACCAAACUUUGAGCUGAAGAAGACUGUGAACGGGUAGUUUUCAAGAAAUAAAUAAAUAAUUGCUAGUUGAUUCUGAAUGAAUUAAUACUUUGAUAUUUAGUUUGUUCAAUGCAAUUAUCGACGCUAAUAAAUUUGCAGACAUGCGAUCAGCUCAGAGCGAUAAUACCAAGUGUGACUAAAGGUAUCCAUGUUCAUUGCUUUUGCUUAGCAGUAAAGCACUCAAAUGAACAUAAACUAUUCAUACGUGGCUUUGCAGGAAUUAAGCCAAAUCAUCAUGAAUAUCUUGAGCAAAUUUCAGUGUGUGCAAAUAUCGUUGCUUUUUGUUGCUCGCUCCCCUCUACUCUAAGGUUAUCCUCAGAAAUGUGAAGGUGAGGGUAAGUGCACAGUGAAAUAUAUUAGUUUUAUUUUUCAACAGAAAGUAGAAACCUGAAGAAGUGACCUGCAGAGUGCAUUGAGAUGCAGCUGAUGACACACACAACUUUGACCAUGGACUCCUUUAGCACAAAGAACUUAGCCCUGCAGGCGCAGAAGAAGCUGAUGAGCAAGAUGGCCACCAAAAGCAUGGCCAACCUCUUCAUCGACGACACCAGCAGCGAAUUACUGGACGAGCUGUACCGCGUCACUAAGGAAUACACCCGAAACCGCAAAGAGUCGCAGAAGAUCAUCAAGAACUUGAUCAAGGUUGUGGUGAAGCUGGGAGUGCUCUACAGAAACAACCAGUUCAACAGUGAGGAGCUGCUCCUGGUGGAGAACUUCAGGAAGAAAGUCCACACUUUAGCCAUGACGGCGGUCAGUUUCCACCAGAUCGAGUUCACUUUUGACCGCCGCGUCAUGAGCGCCAUUUUGAACGAGUGCCGCGAACUGCUGCACCAGGCCAUCAGACGCCACCUGACGGCCAAGAGCCACUCGAGAGUCAACCAUGUCUUCAAUCAUUUUGCCGACUGUGACUUCCUGGCCGCUCUCUACGGGCCGUCGGAGGUUUAUCGUGCUCACCUGCAGAGAAUCUGUAACGGGGUCAACAAGAUGCUCGAUGAUGGGAACCUCUGACCUCGGUUUGCCUCAUCAUCAGGCACCUUUACCUCGAGUCACCCCUCAUGUAUUUCGUAGGAUUUCAAUCAUGAACGUUUUUAUUUUAUUUUUUUUUUCCCUUUGUUGGUUUGUGUUUGUGUGUGCCGUUCAGAUAUUACUGUAACACUGAAUUUUUUUUGGCUAGUUAGUCCAAAGUCUGUGUCUUCACCAGCCUGACUUUCUGUUAUUUCACAGCUAACAAAACCCAGCAUUUACUCUGUUUUCUUUUUCAAAAUGAAUGUAAAACAUCAUGCUCUUCAGUUUAUUCCGCUGUAGGAACCUUGACAAUUGUGCCUUGAAAAAGCUCAUCAGUUUCAUUCCGAGGGUGCUGUCCUGGCUCUUCUACCUAAUCAAAAAGACAUGAAUGCAGGCACAGGCCUCUAGCUUACGCUCUGUUGGGUGCCUUUUUAAUGGGCGACAAUGUUUCCGGGUGCAUCAGCAGAGGAAAGAAAGUGAAUUUUCAUCUUCUCCAAAUACCUAAGGAAAUAAAGUGUUUUGUUUU
Solea senegalensis (Senegalese sole) is the source of this 3184-nucleotide messenger RNA. It is a transcript of the gene tnfaip8l1, whose product is annotated as tumor necrosis factor, alpha-induced protein 8-like 1. The coding region runs from base 2071 to 2661 and encodes 196 amino acids. Gene Ontology annotation, biological process: regulation of apoptotic process. Gene Ontology annotation, cellular component: cytoplasm. The transcript has 3 exons. The record is from RefSeq and is a predicted model, not a curated record. NCBI's taxonomy places the organism in Eukaryota, Metazoa, Chordata, Actinopteri, Pleuronectiformes, Soleidae.